AUACUAGUUAAAAAUUAAUACAAAAAUAAUCAAUAUCAAUUACGGUUUAAAUUAAAUCAUAAUAUAAGAAAAUCAGCGUAUAAAGAUAAUUACAUUAGGAUUCUAAUUCUUUCAAUAACGAUUUCUUUAGUUUUAAUGCACCGCCUACAAUAUUUUCUGCUUUGCCCUAAGGUAAGACUGGGUAGAGAAAGCCUCAUAGCACUAAGUUCGCCUUUUGUACAUUCAGUUUUUCUUUUGUGCAAUAAAGUUUAAAUAAAUAUAUUAUAACAAGUUUAUGAAAUAGCAUUAUGGCAAGUGUAAGAUAGUUUUUUUAUAAUUAUAUUAAUCAUUAUACACCCAUAACCGCACAAGUUUGAUAAUAAAAAUAAAUAAAGCGGCUUUAAUAUAUUAUGAGCCUAAUAACAGCUCAAUAAGUUGCACAUUACGACCAAAUGGGUUGAAUAAAUAAUUAUAGGUAUGAGCUAUUAGUUGCUUAAACCGACGAUUCUAAUUCUCAGGCACCUAUGGCUCCAACACUAGAUAGGCUGAAUUAUCGUUUUUCUUGUGCUCGAUAAGAGAUUGGAAUGACACGUUUUUUGUCGUUUACAAACACCAUUCGAUAUCGACAUAUCUAUGAUGAAGUACGUUAUUGCUAUUAUUGUUUGCAUAGGUGCAGUGACUUGUAUAGAUCCGCUGGUUUUGACUAAAAACGGUCUAGUCCGAGGUGUGGAAUCGGAAGAUAGUAAGAUAGAUAGUUUCUUGGGAAUACCAUAUGCUAAAGUGGAUGUACAGAAUCCUUUUUCGGCCACGCUAAACGUAGAAAUAUUUGAAGGUAUUUAUAACGCAACAGAUGAUUCAGUGAUAUGCCCUCAAAAAGAUGAUCUAGAACAAACUAUAGUAGGCACACUGGACUGCUUGCGAAUAAACGUAUAUGUCCCACAAGGUGCUAGCUCAACUAAUCUAUUUCCAGUUAUGGUUUGGAUCCACGGAGGCGGCUUUAGGAGAUGGAACUCAAAUAGAAGCACAUACGGUCCUGAUUUUCUCGUCACAAAAGGCGUAAUUUUAGUCACCUUUAACUACAGACUUGGUCCAUAUGGCUUUAUGUCACUCAAUAGAUCAAAUAUACCAGGUAACGCAGGAUUGCGAGAUCAAUUAAAGGCACUGGAAUGGAUCAAAGAAAACAUUGCAGCAUUUAAUGGAGAUAAAAAUAAUAUAACUCUGUUUGGUGAAAGCGCCGGAGCUGCUUCUGUGGAAUUCCACAUAUUAUCAGGACAUUCUAAAGGCUUAUUCCAUAAGGCUAUUAUGCAAAGUGGGACGGUUCUUUGUGAUUGGGUAAUGAAUGAUCCAGAUACUCAAGCGCCUAUAAAGUUAGCUAAAUAUUUGGGACUAAAUACCGAGGAUAUUGACAACGCUCUAAAGUACAUAUCUAAGUUUGAUCCUCACGACGUUAAUAAAGCCACUAUUGACAUAGGUUACGAAGAAUCUUUCAAACCCAUCGUCGAAUAUGAAUUCGAAAAUGUAUACACUAUGAUAAACGAUAAGCCAAGCAAUCUUUUAAAAAAGAUGUUUAUAUCAAUACCUAUAAUUAUAGGAUUUAAUAGCAAAGAACAGCAACGAAAUAUAAAUUACUACUUACAAUCUCCUGAUUAUAUAGAGUCGGCAAAGAAAACUUUCAAAGCAAAGAUUGAUAAUUAUUUCCAACUCGGCGAGGACGAGUUGGAGACAGCUGAGAAAUUAGUCAGAUAUUUUUAUAUAGGCAGUGAGGAUAUGAAAACUACUGUUAAUGCAAUGAUAGAGUUUGAUUCCGACUUUACGUUUGUAUAUCCCAGUUUAAGGCACAGCAGAUAUUACACGCAAGUUAAUUCUGCUCCAGUGUUUUUGUAUAUGUUUGAUUAUGCUGGGCAAAGAAACUACAUGAAAAAUAGAAUGAAUUUGACCAUGGAACCUGGUGCUAUGCACGCGGAUGAAAUUGGAUAUCUAUUCGAUCAGUCGUUUUAUACUCAACCUGAUUCAGUCAUGGACAGAAUUAUUAUAGAACGAAUGACAUCAAUGUGGACCGACUUCGCUAAAACUAGCAACCCCACACCGACAGCCACAAAAGUUCCCUUUUCAUGGCACCCUUCAGCUACUGAACCCAAAUUCGACUACGCUGUUCUAAGCGAUCGCGUACAGAUGGCUCAGCAUCCGUUUUAUCAGAGGAUGGCUUUCUGGGAUACCUUUUUUGUCACCUAUGGGAAAAAAACAAGGUGGUAACUACUAGUAACCCUCAAAACGAUGACGAUGAUAACCGCGGUUAAACGUAACACCCAUGGUUGUAGUUUGAAGGCGAUAGUAGGUAUAAUUAUGCAUUUUUGCAAAGGCAGCCGGCGACAGUAGGUGGGUAUCGUAUGUAUAAAAUAUAUAGAAAAAGUGUCAGUUAAGCUGCCGCUGAAAAUGAUGGCCUUCGUGGUUGCAUCGCUUUGUCCCUUCCAUAGGUGAUGUUCCUAUGGCAAAUGCAGCUGCAUCACUGUGGCGACAUUACUGCUGCGGACUUGACGUGGGCGCAGUCACUCUCAAUUUCCUUGAUAAAAUGAGUAAUGUCGCAACAAUAAUCCAGCAGUUUGGUUUGUACACUUUGUAACGAUAUGGCAUUAUGACUAAAAAGUUUAAAGUUUUACUAAAAUAUAAAUCAUUCAACGUUUCUGUAUCUAACUUGUUCAGUUUCUUUAAAUGAACGUAAAAUCUCCUCUUUUUUUCCCCCUUAUCCUCUUGGAUUGAACGUGGGUCAUUAUUUUGAAAAGGUGUGAGCAUUUGGUCUCCGUAUUUUGAUUCCGUUUUCGACCGAUAACUCUCAAGUUUUGGCACCGGAAAGAGACCGUAGAGUUUAUCUUUACGUUUGACGUGUUAAGUGAUGCCACCCGCACUCAUAAAAGAGCCCGUGGUACCUACAUGACGACAUCACUUCUACAAAACACAUACUCGGAUGCCAAAUCGCAAACAGGUGGCAACGCGUAGAGUGGCUCCGAAAAGAGUCUGUGUGUCCCAUCGCAAGAAAUGGAGCCAGGUGCCGGGUUUCUUGGUAUCCUUUUAGCACUACUAAUAGUCUAGCCUAUACCUGUGCGUCGGCUUAAGGAAGUCUUAAAGUAACGUUGAAUUGGAUUUUGUUUCAGUUUACCGGUCUUAAUAAAUUAUUUCCGAUUCGCAAACUCGUCUCAAACGAUAAAAAUCACAUUGUUCACGAAGCAACUGUCAUGAAAAUUAAAAUACUGCGAUCAAGUAUUGAGUGAUAAUUCAGUUAUAUACAAAAACUCUACGAAGUCUACGAAGGAAAAUACUUUAAAAAUCAGCAAAAUUUUCAUAAACAACUUAAGAGAAGAAAAAAAAAACAUAUUUACCCUCGCUUUUCUUAAAAAAAAAAUAAGGAUAGAAGUACUCCAAUUUUUGUUCGAGGCUUGGCGUUUAAUCAUGAAAUUGACAUCCCUCGGUAAAUGGAAUUUCUUAAAAUAAUCCGACUCAGGCAACAGGUGCUACGUGAUAAUGACUAAACAGCAUUUGAAUUUGUGAUGACGGUACUCAACGAUAGGGGAGAAGAACGCUAAGGCCCAGAUUAAACAAUAUUGCGAGAUUCAAUAAAGAUACGCCAGUUUUAAACAGGUAAGAGUUCGUUCAGACUAGUAGUAGAUAAUGAGUACCUACAUUAAGUGUUCAUUUUGGCAUUCCCGCCCUUGUUUACCAGAACUGGU
Cydia pomonella (codling moth) is the source of this 3701-nucleotide messenger RNA. Its product is annotated as cholinesterase 2-like. The coding region runs from base 613 to 2232 and encodes 539 amino acids. The record is from RefSeq and is a predicted model, not a curated record. Lineage: Eukaryota; Metazoa; Arthropoda; Insecta; Lepidoptera; Tortricidae. The transcript is spliced from 3 exons.